AUCUCUCCAUGAUACCCAACUCUGCUUGUUGUACAUCUGGAUUCCGGUCUAUAUAAACAGCACCAACUUUAGCCAGGUAAUUUGGCUUCUCCUCCUCUCCUCUCUUCUCUUCUCAAUUCCAUCUUUUCUCCAUCGGAUUAUACAAAGAAUAGUCUUUUAAUCUGUUAUUAACCCAAAACCCAUUACAAUAAAACCCAAAAAACCCAAAAAUGGCUUCCCCUGUGAAGAAUGUGGGAAUUCUUGCCAUGGAAAUCUACUUCCCUCCUACCUGUGUUCAACAGGAAGCAUUGGAGGUUCAUGAUGGAGCUAGCAAAGGAAAGUACACCAUUGGACUUGGACAAGAUUGUAUGGCAUUUUGUACUGAGGUGGAAGACAUAAUCUCAAUGAGUUUGACAGCUGUGACCUCGCUUCUUGAGAAGUAUAAUGUUGAUCCUAAACAAAUUGGCCGGCUUGAAGUAGGUAGUGAGACUGUCUUAGACAAGAGCAAAUCUAUCAAGACAUUUUUGAUGCAAAUAUUUGAGGAACACGGAAAUACAGACAUUGAAGGUGUUGACUCGACAAAUGCAUGCUAUGGUGGAACUGCUGCACUAUUUAAUUGUGUAAAUUGGGUGGAGAGCAGUUCAUGGGAUGGACGUUACGGUCUUGUUAUAUGCACAGACAGUGCGGUUUAUGCCGAGGGACCAGCUAGACCCACAGGAGGGGCUGCUGCUAUUGCGAUGCUCGUGGGACCAGAUGCACCCAUCACUUUUGAAAGCAAGUUGAGAGGCAGCCAUAUGGCUCAUGCCUAUGACUUUUACAAGCCCAACUUAGCAAGUGAAUAUCCGGUUGUUGAUGGGAAAUUGUCGCAGACCUGUUAUCUCAUGGCAGUCGAUUCUUGCUAUAAACUUCUUUGCAACAAGUAUGAGAAAUUCGAAGGCAAGCAAUUUUCAGUUAACGAUGCUGAUUAUGUUGUUUUCCAUUCUCCAUACAACAAGCUUGUACAAAAGAGCUUUGCCCGAUUGAUGUACAAUGAUUUCUUGAGAAAUGCCAGCUCAAUUGAUGAAGACGCUAAGGAGACGAUGGCCCCAUACUCCAAUAUAUCUAUCGAGGAAAGCUAUCAAAGCAGGGAACUUGAAAAGGUAACUCAAUCCGUUGCGAGGUCCUUGUAUGACGAAAAGGUGAAACCAACCACUUUGGUACCAAAGCAAAUUGGAAAUACUUACACUGCGUCUCUAUAUUCAGCAUUUGCUUCCCUUAUUCACAACAAACACAGUGAAUUGGUGGGCAAGCGGGUCUUAAUGUUUUCUUAUGGAAGCGGUUUGACAGCUACGAUGUUCUCACUUCAGUUCAAUGAAGGCCAGCAACCCUUCAGCUUGUCUAACAUUGCCGCAGUUAUGGAUGUUGCCAACAGGCUGAAGUCGAGGCAUGAGUUUCCACCCGAGAAAUUUGUCGAUACCUUGAAGCUGAUGGAGCACAGAUAUGGGGCGAAGGAGUUUGUGACGAGCAAGGAUACCAGCCUAUUGGCUCCUGGAACGUACUUCCUAACUGAGGUCGACUCCAUGUACCGACGUUUUUAUGCCAAGAAACCUGCUAAUGAUUCUAACCAUGCAUACCAAAAUGGUUCGCUUACCAACGGUCAUUGAUUACUUUGGGUUCGUUAAUUCGCAAAACGGUUCAACCGUGAAAUCGAAGUGUCUUUUGUUGGUUGCAGCUUUGGAGUUUGUUUAGAUGGAUUCUACUAGUGUGAGCUUGUAUUUCAUAUGUUAAACUAAUUUAUUUAUUUACUACUAGUAUUAGUGUUGUUUCAAACAGUUAAAAUGUGUCCUAUGCUAUAGUUUGUAGGCAUUUUAUUGUUUGCCUAAUUUUUUUGGUAUUGCACAAAACAAAAUAAGGUACUUCAUAAAA
Molecule: messenger RNA, 1884 nt
Organism: Amaranthus tricolor (Joseph's coat)
Lineage: Eukaryota; Viridiplantae; Streptophyta; Magnoliopsida; Caryophyllales; Amaranthaceae
Product: hydroxymethylglutaryl-CoA synthase-like
Exons: 12
Coding region: 210-1622 (470 amino acids)
Biological process (GO): acetyl-CoA metabolic process
Molecular function (GO): hydroxymethylglutaryl-CoA synthase activity
Source: RefSeq, a predicted model, not a curated record